AUGGAGGGCGAUGUGCGUGUUCGCGCAGUGGUGAUGACACGUGAUGACUCCAGUGGCGGUUGGGUGCCCCUUGGAGGUGGCGGCCUCAGUCAUGUGGUGAUAUGUAAAGGGCGGAGUCAUGACGGCAGGGGGCGGAGAGAACACAUCAUACGUGGAGAACGGCUGCGAGAUCGAGCACCGGUGUUGGAGUGUGCAGUGGAAAGGGGGUUGGUGUACAAUAAGGUGAACCCCAUCUUCCAUCACUGGCGAGUAGAAGAUCGAAAGUUUGGCCUUACGUUCCAGAGCCCUGCCGAUGCCAUCUCCUUUGAGAAAGGGCUACAGCUUGUCAUAGACAAGCUCAACAGAGGGUCUGACUCGCCCUCGUCCUCCACACCGGAAGAGGCCGACACUGAAGACGAUGGACAAGCUUCUCAUACAGGAAGUGAGUCGUCGUCUAACAGCAGAAAGGAGAUGCUUCCCAAACCCAUCACCAUAGUGACAAGCGAGUCCUCAUCUACCUGUUUUGUACGGUCGGAAGAAUUCAAUUUUGGAUCCAGCCAUGCUCUCACAACUCAGACACCUGCUCAGAUCCACACCAGGCCUGGACAGCACGAGCUCUCACAAAUGACGGCUUUGUUAAAUCCGCCAACGCCCCCACCUCUUGCUCCACCGACUCCUCCUGUGGGUCAACCAGCCUCCUCUCCUCUGUCCCCACUUUCACCCACCAUUUCUCUGCUGGAGGAGGGGGACCUACGCAGUGUGGAUCCUUGCAAAGACCUGUGGGGUUCUCGAGGUUAUGAGGACUACCGACGGGCGGGGGCCACUCGGACUAUGAUUGGGGGGCUGACCGGGGGCGUGGUGGUCAGUGGAAGAGGGAGUCUGCAGGACAAGUCAGAGCUGUGCGUGGUUCGCUUUGAGAAGGAUCUGGCGGGAGUGGGGACGACCGGCUGCGACGUGACAGUGAGCCUGGACAGCAAAGCUUCCCGGCGGCUCUCCUCGUCCUCGCCCACCUGCAUGUCCAUGCCCAACGCGGUGUCCGGCUCCUCCUCCGCGGCCGGCUCGCCCCAAGAGACGUGCAAAGGAUCGCCCCCUCCAUGCUGCAUCCACACCUCACUGGCCACGCCCCGCUCGCGGACUCGGAAGAGAGGAGGAGGGGCCAGCAGCGGCGGCAGCGACCCGGGGGUCGUGACCCCGGACGACGACAGCCCGUGUCCUCAGGGGUCGUCGUCGUGCUCGUCCCGCUGCGUGUACUGCCGCUCCGUGUUCAGCUCUUCGGAGAACGGGCGGGGUCGCUGCAGAGAUGCCCCAGACCCGGCCCUGCACUGCCUGCGCCAGUGGACCUGCGUGUGGUGCGCAGAGAGUCUGCUCUACCACUGCAUGUCGGACUCCGAGGGGGAGUUCUGGGAGCCUUGCUCGUGUGAGGACUCGUUGGGGGGCCACCCGCACCCCCUUUGCUGCGCCCGCUGGUUGGCCCUCCUGGCCUUGUCGCUCUUCGUGCCCUGCAUGUGCUGCUACGUGCCUUUGCGCGCCUGCCUGCGGUGCGGGGAGAGGUGUGGCUGCUGUGGGGGGAAGCACAAGGCGGUCCGAUGA
This is a messenger RNA of Pseudoliparis swirei, 1569 nucleotides long. It is a transcript of the gene spred3, whose product is annotated as sprouty related EVH1 domain containing 3. Gene Ontology annotation, molecular function: protein kinase binding. Gene Ontology annotation, cellular component: membrane. Gene Ontology annotation, biological process: negative regulation of MAPK cascade; multicellular organism development. Lineage: Eukaryota; Metazoa; Chordata; Actinopteri; Perciformes; Liparidae. The transcript has 6 exons. The record is from RefSeq and is a predicted model, not a curated record. Bases 1 to 1569 code for a protein of 522 amino acids.